Pistacia vera is the source of this 1118-nucleotide messenger RNA. Its product is annotated as thylakoid lumenal 15.0 kDa protein 2, chloroplastic. The transcript has 6 exons. Lineage: Eukaryota; Viridiplantae; Streptophyta; Magnoliopsida; Sapindales; Anacardiaceae. Bases 54 to 737 code for a protein of 227 amino acids. The record is from RefSeq and is a predicted model, not a curated record.
AUGAAAUUCACUUUCACUCCAUCAGUUAUACGGUCCCAGAAGAAAGGGAAAUAAUGGCGUUUUUGCAACUUCCUUGUUCUCCUCUAACUCUUAGAACCACUUCAUGUUCUGUGUUUACAGCGCCACCCAUCAAAGCAUCAUCUAAUUUGUCUUUGCCAACCUCUUCAAAACCGAAAACGACUAAAUUUAGGAACUGGGUCGCAAACUUUCAUUCCAAAUCUUUGAGCUUCUUGCUCUCUGGGGCUCUCUCACUUGGUUUAUCUCUCACAGGAGCUGGAAUUUCAGAGGCAAAAGUUGGGGUUAACAAGCCAGAAUUGCUUCCUGAAGUAUUCACUCCUGUGAUUGAUGUGGCAGGGUUCCUAUCUGAUGGGCAGGAGAGAAGAAUUGCUCAGGAGAUUGCUGAUCUUGAAAAGGAUACCGGAUUCAAAUUAAGAGUUUUAGCCCAAAAUUAUCCUGAUACACCUGGGCUGGCAAUUAGAGAUUUUUGGCAAGUAGAUGAUAGAACUAUUGUCUUUGUUGCUGACCCUACCUUUGGCAAUAUAUUAAAUUUCAAUGUUGGGGCUUCUGUUGAUCUCGACAUUCCACGUAGCUUCUGGAGCCGCUUGUCUGGGAAAUAUGGGAACAUAUUCUACUGGAAAGAGAAGGGAGAAGAUGCAUCUAUUGAAGCUGCUGUAAUGGCAAUAACUAAUUGCUUGAGAGAACCAGUGGGUCCAAAUAAUUGCUCUGAGGUGAAGUAAUGCCAACACAGGUUCUACAGGAAAGAUUUUCUUCAGUUGUGCUUGGUGACAACCUGUAAAUAUCACGUAAUUCUUUCAAUAGUUUCAUAGUUGCAAGUUUGGUUAUAGUGAUUGGUUGAAUCCAAGGAGUCAUGUCCUUUUUCUUUUCUUUUUUUUUUUUAAAUCAAAUUUAAGAAGGAAAAUGGCACGGUUGCCGAUAGUCGAAAACAAACCUAGUCAGACCAUUUACUGGAAUUUUUAGAAGGAAAUGAGCUAUACACUUCUAAUUUUUACUAAAUUUUUAGAGAGAUUUGAGUGUAUAUUCAACUUCAAGCUAAAUCCUUCUGACGUUCAAUGCAUCAUAUUAUUGUUCAAAACUUAGUGUCAGUGCCAGCUUACAUC